AUGUCAUUAUAUACUCGACCUUCUUCAUCUUUAUCUGAUUUAACCACUACUCCUUUUCUUAAUUCUACACCCUUUCCUACAUUAUAUAAACCAACCCUUUUUAAUAUUUUUAAUCAUCUAUCAUCUAAUAAUAAUCAAAGUGAACUUGAUGAAUACCUUGCAGUUCCACAAAUUCCAUUUAAUUCAGACUCUUUUUCUUGGUGGAGAAUUAACAAAGAAAAGUUUUCAAUAAUUAGUGAAUUAGCACAUGCCUAUCUUUCAGUUUCAACCACUUCAACUCCAAGUGAAAGGUUGUUUUCAGACUGCGGAAAUUUGAUGGGACCUAAAAGAACACGUAUUAGUCCAGAGUUUUUUAAAAG
Messenger RNA from Funneliformis geosporum, 359 nucleotides. Lineage: Eukaryota; Fungi; Glomeromycota; Glomeromycetes; Glomerales; Glomeraceae. The record is from the annotation of a GenBank genome assembly.